This is a messenger RNA of Suillus subalutaceus, 1030 nucleotides long. RefSeq lists its product as uncharacterized. The coding region runs from base 146 to 934 and encodes 262 amino acids. Lineage: Eukaryota; Fungi; Basidiomycota; Agaricomycetes; Boletales; Suillaceae. The record is from RefSeq and is a predicted model, not a curated record. The transcript is spliced from 5 exons.
UAUGAACGUCGAUCUUAGAGAAGUUCACACUCAACACGGCAUAUCUCGCUGGUAACGAGAAGUCCUAAUAAUUUCGUUAUAAGCAUCAAGGUUCGGUUUUUAGCAAUCCUUUUCGCCACACUCCCUGCUAUCGUAUGUCCAUCACAUGCCACACAGUCUUUCUCGGUUAUUUCUCUCUUUUUAUCUGCUUAUUACCACCGUGACUCUGGUAGUUUCUGCUCAACAGCAAGUCGUCCUUGGGAGUACCAAUCCAGAUAUCGUCUACCUUCCCUCACUAUGCAAUGUUUCAAAUACGGGAUGCUUCAGUGCAUGGCAGCAAAUAUACGUCGACUGUCCUAGCAUUAACGGAACUCCGGUGAUUGUUACUAGUACAACGGGCCCAAUACCACAAACCGGGAACACCGUACCCCAGUUGUUUUUGACCUUUAGAGCAUCAACGCUAUAUCUGCGCACAUCUCCCCUUUCCAAUGCGACCGUCAAUUUCUCUUUAACCGCUGAUCCGAGCGGCGUCACAAUUACAAAACAGGUCAAUACUAACAUCAGCCUUAUCAUCGCCGAUAACCUGCCCGAGUCACAGACGACGACAUUAGGCGUCACAUUCCUCCAAUCGCUUUCUCCCACCCGUUUUGAUGUUGAGUCGAUCACGCUCAAUGUCACGAACAGUAGUGCGACCUCCUCUUAUCUUCCAGCACCAACAUUGCCCAUAUCAAGUUUCCCUCCGAGCCUUUCGCCCUCCUCGACGAACACAGUAAUUUCGAAUACCAGCCAGCGAACAGGCAUCAUCAUCGGUGCGACUUUAGGCGGGGUGCUUGGUUCUUUGGUCAUAUCAAUAGCAGGGUUUUUUGUUUAUCGGAGGUGGCGAAGGCGACAAAUAUGGCGGUCAGAGGUAGAUGUAGGAACAUACCCGAUGAGACGACGGACGGCGACUCGGUGAUUGUGAUAUACCCUAUACUUAUGUCGAGACUUCGGAUUUUGAUAUAGAUACUGGACAUCUUAUUUGACACACUGUAAUUUAUUGCAUAACUGAUCA